Molecule: messenger RNA, 2326 nt
Organism: Lytechinus variegatus (green sea urchin)
Lineage: Eukaryota; Metazoa; Echinodermata; Echinoidea; Temnopleuroida; Toxopneustidae
Product: fibroblast growth factor receptor 3-like
Exons: 15
Coding region: 1-2013 (670 amino acids)
Biological process (GO): positive regulation of kinase activity; protein phosphorylation; multicellular organism development
Cellular component (GO): signaling receptor complex
Molecular function (GO): transmembrane receptor protein tyrosine kinase activity; ATP binding
Source: RefSeq, a predicted model, not a curated record
AUGCUGAAGCCCCUUGCUCCUGGGACUGAAACAAGGUUCCCCCCUUCACCAUGUUCACAGCCCGAACGGAAGCAUAGGGAGCCUCGUCAGCUAGGAGCCAAGUUAGACAACAAGCUGGUAACCUUAACGUCUAAACUCUCCUCCUGCAUGGGAUUCAGGUCAUAUGAUGAAUGUCAAAGGUCAUUCAUGGAUAGUAUGAACACAACAUGUGACAAUUUCGAAGAUAAUUCCACCUGCGACGUGGGAUUUACAACAGAAAUAGAAGCCACUACGUGCAAAGAACCAGGAUAUCGAGGCUGUUUUACAGAUCCAUACUCCUUCCCCGUACGGGAUCGGGUGUUUCCAAAUCUUACCGAAGACCCAAAACUCACAAUUUCUCAAUGCAUCAUUAGAUGCACGGAGAGCGGGUUCUUCUAUGCAGGAGUGGAAUACAAUACACUAUGUUUCUGCGGAAGAGCAGGUGUAAAUUAUGCCAGACAUGGAACCCGUUUAGAUGUAGAAUGUAAUUAUGAAUGUGCUGGAGACAUCCUCGAGUCAUGCGGAGGAUCAGACAAAAUAGCUGUCUACCAAGUUAACAUCGGUAUUUGCGUAGACCCUGGUCCUCCUCUAAACGGAUUCAGGAACAUUGAAGGAAGCUCUCUGCGAUACGGCAACAAAGUUUCCUUUGGAUGUUCCGAUGGAUACAUCUUACAAGGACCUAACUAUAUCCAAUGUGUUCAAAUGUAUGGCGGGAGAGAAAACAGUAGCAACGUUGGCAACCCCCAUGCCGUGAAGUGGAGUCAGGAUCCUCCGACAUGUACACGUUAUAAUUCCACUUCAGCCGCUUCUCCGACGUCCAACAUGUCCAAGGAAGGAUGGCAAACGAGUACCAUGAGUCCAGUGGAUGUCAAGCAAAUUGAGGAGCAGAGAGAACUUAAUAAAGGAUUCAUCUACACAACUAUCGGCAUUGCUUCCGGACUAAUAAUCAUCAUCUUUAUCUUUGGAGUGGUCUUUCUUUGCAGAAGAAAUAAUAGGAGAGAACAGAAUUUGGCCCAGCAAAGCUGUACCGUAACCUACGAAACUAUUGACAGCGGAGCUGCAUACACAGCCCUGAAAAUCGGUUCAUCUGGAACACCUAUCAUCGGUUCUGAAGACUUAACGCUUUUUGCAAGACUCAGUUCGAUUGGUCGAGGUGACUUUGGAGAAGUAUGGAAGGGAGGUCUCAAUGUUAGUCACUUCCAUAAAGAUGUUGCUGUCAGGUUGGUUUCAGAUCAAGUGGCCAAAUCGGGUGACUUUCUUCAAGCUAUCCGGGUACUCUAUGAGCUGUCGGAUCAACUAAAUGUUGUAAAAUGCCUAGGAUAUUGUCCAGAAAAAGGAAGCAUUCUGUACGAGUUUGUUUCUGGUGGUACACUACUCACCUAUCUGCAAGCCAAACGGGGACAUUCUCAGCCAACGUACAAAAAUCUAAAACCAAAGAGUGAACGUCUCAAUGAUGAUGAUGAAGGUAGGCUAUUGAACAUGGCCUGGCAGGUUGCAAAGGGGAUGGAGUUUCUCGUGUCCAAAAAGAUCACCCAUGGAGCUCUCUGUGCUCACAAUGUGCUACUGGCAGAUGAAAAGCUGUGCAAGAUAUCGGAUUAUGGACUAUCUACAUUGCUAUUUAGGGACAAAGUUAAACUAACAAGAUGGAGUUGCCCUGAAACCAUGGCAACGGGUGGACAAUCGACUGAAGGAGACAUUUGGUCUUUUGGAAUCGUCUUGUGGGAAAUUGUAACAUUAGGAUCCAGACCUUAUCCUAAAAUGACAUUUGACAUGGUCCAGAUGAAAGUUAUCGAUGGUUACCAGAUGCCACGCCCUCAUCACUGUGGACAAGAAGUGUAUGCAGUAAUGGCUGGUUGUUGGGAGAAAGAAGCUGAAAAGCGAAGUAGUUUUGAUCUGAUCCUGAAGAGUCUGGAAACGAUUCUUGAAAAGGCCCACAAUUACAUGUCACUCAGUAAAAUUGAUGACGGAUUGUACGAGUCUACGCUGGAUAUGUAAAUGAAGUCCUGACCGAAUCGCGGGCGGGCAAUUUGUGUUAUGCACUUCGUAAUUUUACCAUCUCCUUAUUGCGCCAAACAAAUACUUAUUUUGAUGAAUAUUCAACGCAUUAGUGACUUCAACCACAAUAAUACAAAAUCGACCAGAAACAUACCAAACUCAACCAGAACGCUGAUAUGUCUCAACUCAUCAUUUUGAUAAUGAACAUUAUUAAUCAAUAUUUUAAUUCAACUGCACCGUGGCUAUUUUCGGAAUCGUAAAAUAUCAUAACUUAAUUCAAAAUCAUAUUUGAUAAGACUGUCAUAGUGUUAGU